GCAUCUUUCUUGGGCUCUUCACAGCCCUGGGCCCCCGUGGGGAAAUGAAACUUGCUGUAGUGUCAUUAAUUUGCUGCCAAGACAUUAGUGCUGCAAGGCAAGGUUAUUCCUAACUAAGCAGAGCCUGCCAGGAAGAAAGCGCUUGCACCCCACACCACUGUGCAGGUGUGACGGUGAGCUCACAGCUGCCCCCCAGGCGUGCCCAGCCCACUUAAUCAUUCACAGCUCGACAACUCUCCCGCCCAACCCCCGUUCUAGAAGAUAAAAGAGGGGAUUGUGGUUCCCGGGUAACAGAGCCACCUGCUUCUUCCUGCCGAGCUCUGUUCUCUCUAGCACCUCCCAACCCCUAGUGCCUAGUACUCUUGCUCCGCGAGGAUCAAGCCAUCAUGUCUCGCCAGUCGAGUGUGUCUUUCCGGAGUGGGGGCAGCCGGAGCUUCAGCGCCGCCUCUGCAAUUACUCCGUCUGUUUCCCGCACCAGUUUCACCUCCGUGUCCCGGUCCGGUGGUGGCGGUGGCGGUGGCGGCUUUGGCAGGAUCAGCCUUGGGGGUGCUGGUGGAGGAGGUGGCUAUGGCAGUCGGAGCCUCUACAACCUGGGGGGCUCCAAGAGGAUUUCCAUCAGUGCUGGUGGCGGUGGCUUUAGGAACCGAUUUGGUGCCGGUGCUGGAGGUGGCUAUGGAGCUGGAGGUGGCUAUGGCUUUGGAGGUGGAGCCGGGAGUGGAUUUGGUUUAGGCGGUGGAGCUGGUGGUGGCUUUGGGCUCGGUGGUGGUGCUGGCUUUGGUCUCGGUGGGGGUCCUGGCUUUGGAGGUGGCUUUGGUGGCCCCGGCUUCCCCGUCUGUCCCCCUGGAGGCAUCCAAGAGGUCACGGUCAACCAGAAUCUCCUGACUCCCCUCAACCUGCAAAUCGACCCCACUAUCCAGCGGGUGCGGACUGAGGAGCGAGAGCAGAUCAAGACCCUCAACAACAAGUUUGCCUCCUUCAUCGACAAGGUGCGGUUCCUGGAGCAGCAGAACAAGGUCCUGGACACCAAGUGGACCCUGCUGCAGGAGCAGGGCACCAAGACCGUGAGGCAGAACCUGGAGCCUUUGUUCGAGCAGUACAUCAACAACCUCAGGAGACAGCUGGACGGUGUCCUCGGGGAGAGAGGACGCCUGGACUCGGAGCUGAGAAACAUGCAGGACCUGGUGGAGGACUUCAAGAACAAGUAUGAAGAUGAAAUCAACAAGCGUACCACCGCUGAGAAUGAAUUUGUGAUGCUGAAGAAGGAUGUGGAUGCUGCCUACAUGAACAAGGUGGAGCUGGAGGCCAAGGUCGAUGCACUGAUGGAUGAGAUCAACUUCUUGAAGAUGUUCUUUGAGGCGGAGCUCUCCCAGAUGCAAACACACAUCUCAGACACGUCUGUGGUUCUCUCCAUGGACAACAACCGCUCCCUGGACCUGGACAGCAUCAUCGCUGAGGUCAAGGCCCAGUAUGAGGAUAUCGCCAACCGCAGCCGGACGGAAGCCGAGUCCUGGUACCAGACCAAGUAUGAGGAGCUGCAGCAGACAGCUGGCAGACAUGGCGACGAUCUCCGCAGCACCAAGCAUGAGAUCUCUGAGAUGAACCGGAUGAUCCAGAGGCUGAGAGCUGAGAUCGACAAUGUCAAGAAGCAGUGUGCCAACCUGCAGAACGCCAUCGCUGAUGCCGAGCAGCGUGGGGAGAUGGCCCUCAAGGACGCCAGGAACAAGCUGGCUGAGCUAGAGGAUGCUCUGCAGAAGGCCAAGCAAGACAUGGCCCGGCUGCUGCGUGAGUACCAGGAGCUCAUGAACACCAAGCUGGCCCUGGACGUGGAGAUCGCCACCUACAGGAAGCUGCUGGAGGGCGAGGAGUGCAGAUUGAGUGGAGAAGGAGUUGGACCAGUCAACAUCUCAGUCGUCACAAGCAACGUCUCCUCUGCCUACGGCGGUGGUGGUGGCUUUGGCGGAGGCCUCGGCGGAGGUCUUGGCGGAGGUCUUGGCGGAGGCCUCGGCGGAGGUCUUGGCGGCGGCCUCGGUGGAGGUCUUGGCAGUGGUCUUGGUGGAGGUGGCAGCAGCAGCAGCUACUACUCCAGCAGCAGUGGGGGUGUCGGCCUAGGCAGUGGGCUCGGUGUGGGGAGCUCUGGCUUCAGUUCAAGCAGUGGCCGAGGCCUGGGAGGGGGUUUUGGCAGUGGCGGCGGGGGCAGCGGCUCCAGCGUCAAAUUUGUCUCCACCACCUCCUCUUCCCGGAAGAGCUUCAAGAGCUAAGAGCUUGCUGCAAGUCACUGCCUCCCAAGAGCAGCAACCCAGCCCCUGGUGACUGCCUUUCUAGAUGGGUGCCAAGCCAAGUUUUCCUUUUUACUGGAGUGUAGUCUAGACCAAGCUUAUUGCAGAACUACAGUCUUUGGUUUCCAGAAAGGCCCAAUCCCCAGUCUCUAGUCUCCUAAGCCGCGAUUCUAUGUUCUGCUUCAAAUCAGCCUUUAAGUCUCUACGGCAUGGUCCUUGAUGAGAGAAAAAUCCAAAGUAUUUCAGUAUCUAAACCAUCAAACAGAGUCCCUACCCCAAUCCCAAAUUUUGUUCUGGUUCUGACUACCU
Molecule: messenger RNA, 2585 nt
Organism: Pteropus alecto (black flying fox)
Lineage: Eukaryota; Metazoa; Chordata; Mammalia; Chiroptera; Pteropodidae
Gene: KRT5
Product: keratin 5
Exons: 9
Coding region: 387-2258 (623 amino acids)
Biological process (GO): keratinization; intermediate filament organization
Cellular component (GO): keratin filament
Molecular function (GO): structural constituent of skin epidermis
Source: RefSeq, a predicted model, not a curated record